AUGCUCGAAGCUGUAUCUUCAGGCAUAACCCACCUGAAACCCGCUCCAUCCCAGAUUCGUUUGGGUUAUGCCUUUAAUCCAGAAUGGACGAGUUCGGCAGGGCCCUCAGUGAACGGAUGGGCGGACCUCAAAAGGAAGGGCUCACCUCGAUUUUGCUAUCCUUCAACGGUUAACCGCCACUCGGAGAGAAUAAGGAUCAAUUAUCGGGACGAAGUUGAAAAAGAGCAUAUCAAGGUAGAAUUCCAGUUUGGUAAUGUCAUAAAGGAUAAAAGAAAGAAGAAAGAAACUAAAACGAGUUUUGAUGAGUUAUUGAUUGAAAGUGAUGAAGAAGAACCUUUCGUCGAUGGCGAAGCUACUGUUCAAAACUCGAUUGUGCCCGUGGAAUCAGACUUAUCCGAGGACGAUGAUGGUUAUGAUGAGAGUGACGAUAAUGAAGAAAAAACGUAG
Messenger RNA from Necator americanus (New World hookworm), 447 nucleotides. RefSeq lists its product as uncharacterized. The transcript is spliced from 3 exons. Lineage: Eukaryota; Metazoa; Nematoda; Chromadorea; Rhabditida; Ancylostomatidae. The record is from RefSeq and is a predicted model, not a curated record. The coding region runs from base 1 to 447 and encodes 148 amino acids.